Molecule: messenger RNA, 3457 nt
Organism: Suillus discolor
Lineage: Eukaryota; Fungi; Basidiomycota; Agaricomycetes; Boletales; Suillaceae
Product: NADH-dependent glutamate dehydrogenase
Exons: 17
Coding region: 1-3141 (1046 amino acids)
Cellular component (GO): mitochondrion
Molecular function (GO): L-glutamate dehydrogenase (NAD+) activity
Source: RefSeq, a predicted model, not a curated record
AUGACUCUCCUCAAUGGACAUGACUCCGGUCCAUCCACCGAGAAAUCCUCUCAUCGCGUCAGGAACCUGCCUGGCUAUACUACGCCUAUAUUCAAUGGCAAAGAUGAACAACGCGCUAAGGUGAAAGUCGAUGUUACUGCUAAGGGUUUCAUUCCUCGUGAGCUGGUCGAGAACGAGGUUGACUGGUUCUACUCCCAACUCGGCAUCGAUGAUACCUACUUUCAAAAUGAAUCGCCCUCUGUGAUCUCUGAUCACAUCAUCGCGCUCUUUGGUGCCAAGAUUCUUGCAUUCACGAAGCACGAUUUCAGCAAGCUCGUCAUCGACCUCGAGAAGAUCGACGAGAAAGGAAAUGGAGCAACUUUCAUUCACACCAGUUUGCCGGGCCUGACUUCUACGGAGGGCCCUGGUGCUAAUUGCGAAUCAAGAAUUGACUCUCUCUAUCUCGACAAAUCAAACCCGUCAGAAUGUUAUCGCCUUGAAACUUACCGUUCAGUCGGAUCUAUAUCGGCAACAGCAGCUAAACAGUUGCGCUGUUACUUCAUUACCAAGUGCAACUUUCCUUCCCCACCCCCACCCCCGACUCGAGCGGAUGGACGUACCGAUAUCCGCACUGUCUCCGACACUGCUUUCCUUGAGAGAGCAAGCCAGCAUACUCUUCGGGUGUACCAGAAGAUCAUGUGGCAAGCCGAGAGUCGCUAUGGUCCUGUAAUGGAAGUAUAUGAAGUUGAAGGCACUCGCGAGAGGCGUCUUGUCAUUGGAUACAAGAUGGGCGGCACUUCCCGGUUCUUCAGCGCUCUUUCGCACCUCUAUCACUUUUACCAGCUGUACUCGGCCCGGAAGUAUGUAGAGCAGUUCUCCAAUGGGAUCACGAUAAUCUCUCUGUACCUGAAUCCGAUGCCUAACUCAAUCGGCGCGCCAAUCGAGCACUCCAUAUUCCAGGUGAUGAAAGAAGCAUCUCUUCUGUACUGCCUCCCCGAUAACCCCUUUUUUCGUGAUUCCGUCAACUCUGGACAUGCUGUGCAAGAGGCGACCUAUGCCUAUUGUGGCUGGGUUUUUGCUCAGCACUUCUGCAACCGCCUGGGUCCCGCAUACCACCACCUCAGGAAUAUCUUGGACGAAUCAAACCCCUCGCAUGCUGAAGUUCUCAAUGAUAUUAAGAGACGCUUUAGAGAGGAAACUUUCACCCGCGACAGCAUCGCUCAAGUUAUCCACACACAUUCGGAAAUUAUCCGCCUCCUGUACGUCAACUUCGCCAUGGUACACUAUCCAACUACGGACCAGACAUCACAGCUGCGUCCUACACUCUCCUACCAGCGUCUUCACACGACGCAGCCCCUGUCCGACUCUGAGUUGCAUGAUAAAAUCAGACGUGCAGUCCCGAACAAGCAAGAUCUACAAGUUCUCGAGAGCUUCCUUAUUUUCAACAAGCACGUCCUGAAGACAAAUUUCUAUCAACCAACCAAGGUCGCACUAUCAUUCCGUCUCGCCCCCAAUUUUUUACCCCAGGGUGAAUAUCCAACACCGCUUUUUGGGAUGUUUCUCGUCAUCGGAAACGAAUUCCGUGGCUUUCAUAUUCGCUUCAGAGAUGUUGCCCGUGGCGGUAUUCGUAUAGUCAUGUCGAGAAACGAGGACGACUACAUGAUCAACAAGAGGAUGCUGUUCGAUGAGAACUACGGAUUAGCUGCCACCCAAUCUUUGAAGAACAAGGACAUUCCCGAAGGAGGCGCCAAGGGUACUAUUUUGCCUUCUCUUGGAGCACCGUCUAGACGCUGCUUCGAGAAAUAUAUUGAUGCUAUCAUCGAUCUCCUUAUCCCUAGUCAUAGCUCAGGAAAUCAGGAACGCCAUGUUGACUUGUAUGGGAAAGAAGAAUUAUUGUUUUUCGGGCCUGAUGAGGGUACAGCGGACAUGAUGGAUUGGGCAGCAUUGCACGCUCGCGAUCGUGGUGCCGAGACAUGGUGGAAGACGUUCACCACUGGCAAGAGUGCUGAGCUCCUGGGCGGUGUUCCCCAUGAUACUUACGCAAUGACGUCGUUGUCUAUUCGUCAAUAUGUUCUCGGCAUUUAUAAGCAGCUUGCACUGAGGGAGGCGGACAUCACAAAAGUGCAGACUGGUGGUCCUGACGGAGAUCUUGGUUCAAAUGAGAUACUCUUGAGUUCGGACAAAACUAUUGCUAUUAUUGAUGGCAGUGGCGUUCUUGCCGACCCUGCGGGUAUCAACCGCAAGGAGCUCAUCCGCCUCGCAAAACUACGGCUACCCGUGUCUCACUUCGAUAAGACCAAAUUGGGCAAGAACGGAUACCUCGUCAAGAUCGAGGAACAAGAUGUCAAGCUACCAUCCGGAGAAGUCAUUCUCGACGGUAACGAUUUCAGGAACGGUGCUCACUUCCGUUUCAAGGCAGAUCUUUUUGUGCCUUGCGGUGGACGUCCCGAAGCUGUGAACAUUUCUAAUGUUGCUGCUUUGACGGAUACAGAAGGCAAACCCCAUUUCAAGUACAUCGUCGAGGGUGCAAAUUUGUUUUUCACUCAGCAGGCGCGGUCGCACUUGGAGAAACGAAGGGUCAUCAUGUUUAAGGACUCCAGUGCGAACAAGGGUGAAUUACCUUACUGUCACUUGUUUGAUGAUGAUGUUGACCCUACUUCAGGCGGUGUGACUAGUUCCUCGCUCGAAGUGCUCGCAGGUCUCGCCCUCACGACCCAGGAAUACCUUGACCUCAUGAUCUUCAAGGACGGCAAGCCGUCGGACUUUUACCGAAACUACGUUAAAGACAUUCAAGCCAAGAUUGUUGAGAAUGCUGCCGCAGAGUUCCACUGCAUUUGGCAAGAGCACGCCCGCCUCCAAGGUGCCAAGCCUCGGACGCAGAUUUCGGACGAGCUCUCCAUCAUGCUCAACGAAUUGCACACCAAGCUCGAGCAUUCUGACCUCUUCAAAGAUAUUCCGAGCCGCAAAGGUGUAAUGAGACGCGCUAUACCCACCACCCUGGUGGAGCAGGUUGGUCUCGAUGUCCUACUGGAGAGGCUCCCCGAGCCAUACCAGCGCGCUCUGUUCUCGAGCUGGGUUUCUUCGCAUUUUAUCUAUAGAUACGGCAUUAACAGUUCCACUAUAGAUUUUUUUCAUUUCGCUCGGGAUCUCUCACGAGAAUGACUAGUUUGGGGGGCGGGCUGGUGUUAAUAUUGGUACAACUACUUACGUGGUAGUAUCUUCAUAGUAGAGAAUGAAUGGAGCAAGCUCUGAAGCACCGCUGCUGAAAGGAAAGACUCGACAAGUAGCUAAAAUUUAAAAGCCACGCACCGGGGAAUAUUGAGAAUUUUUGCUUUGCACACACGAUCAUAUCAUCAGUGUGAUUGGAUGUGUGCAGUUUGAAUUCUCGCAAUCGCAAGAAUCAGACUUCAAGCUUCAACGUUCAACUCUGCUUACAAAGGCAAUUCUUCGAGACUGAGUGAAGAAAAGCACCUUCGGC